AUGGCGUGUGGAUUAGGGCUGGUUCUUGUGCUGAAACACCACAAUGGUGCUGCCCACAAACUGGUGUGUUAUUUCACCAACUGGGCCUUUAGUCGGCCCAGCCCUCCUUCGAUCCUGCCCUGGGACCUGGACCCCUUUCUCUGCACCCACCUGGUAUUUGCCUUUGCCUCAAUGAACAACAAUCAGAUUGUUCCCAAGGAUUCCCAGGAUGAGAAAAUCCUCUACCCAGAGUUCAACCAGCUCAAGGAGAGGAACAAGGAGGUGAAAACACUGCUGUCCAUCGGGGGUUGGAACUUCGGCACAUCGAGGUUCACCACGAUGCUGUCCACAUUCGCCAACCGGCAGAAGUUUGUCAAUUCAGUGGUAGCCCUCCUGAGGACACAUGGCUUUGAUGGUCUGGACCUCUUCUUCUUGUACCCUGGACUCAGAGGCAGCCCCAGGCAUGACCGCUGGACCUUUGUCUUCUUACUUGAAGUAAGGCCAGCCUGGCAGCUCCCGAAUCCAGAAAUGAUUCUACUUUGAUCAUAUCUGGGCUCAGGGCACAGGGGAAGCCUAAGGCCGGGGAGAAGGGCAAGACAGCGGUAACAGAAGGUUGUUUACUGCCAUCACCUGCAGGUGUUGGACAAAGAGCUGCCUAGCAAGGGCCCUAUGGCGGCUCUUUCUCUCUGUCACAUCCGGGCCUUGGCCCAGCCCUCCAG
Messenger RNA from Globicephala melas (long-finned pilot whale), 698 nucleotides. RefSeq names its product oviduct-specific glycoprotein-like. Gene Ontology annotation, cellular component: extracellular region. The record is from RefSeq and is a predicted model, not a curated record. Lineage: Eukaryota; Metazoa; Chordata; Mammalia; Artiodactyla; Delphinidae. Gene Ontology annotation, biological process: chitin catabolic process; carbohydrate metabolic process. Gene Ontology annotation, molecular function: chitin binding; chitinase activity.